ACUGUUCACCUCAUUUUUUGCUUUUGCUUUUGCUUUACAGUUUCUCUAGACUCUCUCCCUCUGGUUUCCUCCAUUGCAAACCAAGCUUUCUUUCCAGCUUUGAGGAUCCUCUAUCUAUCUUCCACAUUUACACAACCCCACCAACUAUUUCACCCACCUCUGCUUUUCCUGACCCUCCUCUAUUCUAUUAGUUCCUAAUUCACAACUUCGAUCAAAAAACCCUAUCUCUCUCUCUCCCUCUCCCUCUCUACAUUCUCUCUCCACUGACAAUUGCCCUCCAAAGAUUAGAUUUUCGUGUGUCCUCCUCCUUCGCCCACUUCUUUUAUUAAUUUUCUCAAUUAUCUUUGGCCCAGUGAAGAUCAUACUUCUCAACUUCUAAACUACUCUUCCAUUGAACUUUCUCUUGAGUUUUUUUUUUUUUUUUUUUUCGUUUUGGUGGGUUUUGUGGUAUUUCACUCUACGUUGAGCUAUCUAUUCUUGUUGAAUCCCUUUUGGUUCUACAAGAGGCCCUUCCUUUGCUUCUUUGGGUUCUCAAGGAAGAAGAUCAGCUGGGUUAGGUUUAGAUCACCACAAAGGUGGCAAUGGUUUAACUUUGCAGUUCAGAAUCAGAAACGAAGAUAAUAAGGCUCAAUUUUCUGUUUCCAUCUCUGGGUCAUUAGAAAUGGCGUCUGAGAGUUUGAAUACAGAAUUAUCAAAGAAAACCUCAUUUCUCAGUCUAAAACUAUGGGUUGUAAUUGGUAUAUGUGUUGGUGCUUUUAUUAUUUUGAUCCUCUGUAUUUUGUCUGUGUGGCUCACCUUUCGGAGAAAAUCUAAAAGAACACUAGAAAAGUAUUCCAUUUUUCAAAUACCCAGUGUCUCGAAAGAUAUCAGGGUUGACAGAAUUGGGGGCCAAAACUUCCAUGAUCAUCCGGAGAGUUUAUAUCUGACAGUUCGUGACAAAUCAAGUGAUAAGAAUUCAGAAAAGAUGUUAGUUCAUUUAGGCAUGAGCAAACCUAGCGACAUGGAUAAUAGCAGCCAAUGCAGCUCAAAGUAUCAUCACGAGAGGGGCUGUAGUUCACAAUCAGGGGAAGAGGGAAGGUCUGGGACUGUUCGAAAGCUGCCUUCAUUGUCAUAUGGACUUCCUAUGGCUUCUCCUUUGGUUGGAUUGCCAGAAAUCUCUCAUCUUGGAUGGGGUCACUGGUUCACUCUUAGAGAUCUUGAGCUUGCAACAAACCGUUUCUCAGCAGAGAAUGUGCUUGGGGAGGGUGGAUAUGGGGUUGUUUACAGGGGCAGGCUGAUCAACGGAACUGAGGUUGCAGUGAAGAAGCUUCUUAAUAAUCUGGGGCAAGCUGAGAAAGAAUUUAGGGUUGAAGUGGAGGCUAUAGGUCAUGUUCGACAUAAAAAUCUUGUGCGGCUCCUAGGCUAUUGCAUAGAAGGGGUUCACAGGAUGCUUGUAUAUGAAUAUGUGAAUAAUGGCAACUUGGAACAGUGGCUUCAUGGAGCUAUGUGCCAACAUGGCACCCUUACUUGGGAAGCCCGUAUGAAGGUUCUUCUGGGUACUGCUACGGCGCUUGCUUAUUUGCAUGAAGCAAUAGAACCAAAAGUUAUUCACCGUGACAUCAAAUCUAGCAAUAUCUUGAUUGAUGAUGAGUUCAAUGCCAAGGUAUCUGAUUUUGGGUUGGCCAAGCUCUUGGGUUCGGGAGAAAGUCAUAUAACAACAAGAGUAAUGGGAACAUUUGGUUAUGUGGCGCCAGAAUAUGCCAAUACUGGAUUGUUAAAUGAAAAGAGUGACGUUUAUAGUUUUGGUGUCCUCUUGCUGGAAGCAGUAACUGGAAGGGAUCCCGUGGACUAUGCUCGGCCUUCUAACGAGGUUAAUCUUGUUGAGUGGCUUAAAAUGAUGGUAGGGAAUAGAAGAGCCGAGGAAGUUGUGGAUCCAAACCUUGAAGUUAAGCCUAUCACUCGAGCACUAAAACGUGCCCUUUUGGUUGCUCUUCGGUGUGUUGAUCCUGACUCUGAGAAACGGCCCAAGAUGAGUCAGGUUGCCCGAAUGUUUGAAGCUGAUGAAUUCCCUUACCGUGAGGAUCGGAGAAACAGGAAGAGCCGAACAGCCAGCAUGGAAAUUGAGUCCAUGAAGGAGAGUUGUGGUUUAGUUGACAUGGAAAGCAAAGCUGAGCAAUCAGAGAGCCAUACAUCUGAGACAAUUUGCGGAUAGGACUAACAUACACAUGACCCUGGUGAAUAGUUAAUUAAUUAAUUAAUUGUCUUCACAACCCUUCAUUUUCUAAAGUUUUCAGUAACUACUCUUCAAAUGAUCAAUGUCCAUUUCUUCGAAGAUUUUUAUUAUUAUUUAUUAUUUUGAAAAGAUGCUUGUUUGUUGGAGGGCAAUUGGAUUGAGGAUAGCCCAUUCGGAAUUCUUAAAGCACUAGAUUUUGUUUUAUAUGCUACCUUGAGAAGGGAUGGUCUGUCAUACAAACAGUAAAUUGGAAUUCUUGAAGCAAUACCUGUUUCAUAUACUGCCUUUGAAGGGAUGGACAUGCAAACAGUAGAUUUUCUA
Cornus florida is the source of this 2533-nucleotide messenger RNA. RefSeq names its product probable receptor-like protein kinase At2g42960. Gene Ontology annotation, biological process: protein phosphorylation. The record is from RefSeq and is a predicted model, not a curated record. The transcript is spliced from 8 exons. Bases 662 to 2191 code for a protein of 509 amino acids. NCBI's taxonomy places the organism in Eukaryota, Viridiplantae, Streptophyta, Magnoliopsida, Cornales, Cornaceae. Gene Ontology annotation, molecular function: protein kinase activity; ATP binding.